This is a messenger RNA of Monosiga brevicollis MX1, 1386 nucleotides long. RefSeq lists its product as uncharacterized. Gene Ontology annotation, cellular component: cytoplasm; nucleus. The record is from RefSeq and is a predicted model, not a curated record. Gene Ontology annotation, molecular function: histone H4R3 demethylase activity; sequence-specific DNA binding. Gene Ontology annotation, biological process: positive regulation of translational termination; protein hydroxylation; negative regulation of gene expression. The transcript has 4 exons. NCBI's taxonomy places the organism in Eukaryota, Choanoflagellata, Craspedida, Salpingoecidae. Bases 1 to 1386 code for a protein of 461 amino acids.
AUGGGGCGCUGCUGCUGCUGUGGAGAGGGGGAUGGAGAGGGGGCUCCGUCCGGUGACAUCUUUGUGCUGCUGGCACGGCACAUGCGUCGUGCAGCCCGAGCAGGGGCGGCGUCAGCCCCGAGCCAGCCCGCUUGUCCACAGACGCGACUGGUUCGCUUUGCACGUUCCGCGGCGGGCCGCGAAUUGCUCGUCACCUGUGUACGGCGCACACACGCCUUGGCGCCCUGGACAAGACCAGAACCUCUGACCGAACCGGCUGCUGCAAUAGAGCGCGCGUGCUCGGAGCGCAGCGAACACAAUGGGGUGCUCGAGGCUUUGCUGGGCGCCCUGCUGCUCCUGCGCCAGCCCAGCGACGCGCGCCUCAUCCUCGACAAUUUUCGACAACUUCAGCCAGGAGCACUUCAGGAUGGACCCCUGGUUAAAGUUGCUGCCCGUGCGUUGCUGGCAGACGCCGCCCUGACCCAGCGGGCAGCUCUCCUUGCUGAUCCGCCCGCCACGCCCGUCUCGGCUCGCCAGGCCAUCUCGUACACCCCCGUGACCGAGGUGGAGGCCGAACACCUGACCGUGUCUGAGUUUCAGGCUCGUUUUGUGCGACCACGGCGCCCGGUUGUCAUCCGGCGUGGGGCGUAUGCAAUGUCCGCUUCCCUCCUCUCCUUGGACACGAUCCGAGAGUUGGCCGGUGAAUCGCGGGUUCAACUGCGCCGACCCAUGGCCGACAGCGUCAACUGGGCUAGGCUCGAAGAUGCUCAGCACACCACCGUGUCCGACUUUCUUGAGCGCCUCGCUACUCACCAGGCAGAGGAUCUCUACCUGUUUGACUGGUCAUUACCUGUGCACUGCCCCGAUUUGGCUGCUCGCCUACAAAUGCCCAAAUGGGUCGACAACGACUAUCUGACUCAACAGCCAGCCGGGCAGCGAUAUCAAGCAGCUUGGCCCAGCUUAUUCAUUGGCCCCAAACACGUCAGCAGCGCGUGGCAUGUGGACGUCUUUGGCACACACUUUUAUAUGGCCAUGAUGUCGGGCGAGAAGGAAUGGAUUUUUCUACCACCCGCUCAGCUCCCCCUGCUCUAUCCAGACUACAGCGCCUCAGCUGAACCCAUCUUUGAGGUAGUAUCCAUGCCGCAAGCUCCCGUUUCCUGCGCUUGCACUUGCGUGUUUCACUCCUCCGCGACCAAUCUUUUCGUCAUGCCUUCUUUCGUAACCUGCUGGCAGGCUGAUGUUCGUCGCCCCGAUGAGCCAGAGACCCCUGCCGUGCAAUAUGCAACACCUAUGCGCUGUGUCCUGCGUGCCGGUGAUCUCCUCUUUGUUCCGGGUGGAAGUCCACAUACCGUCACCAACUUGACCGAUACCAUUGCGGUCCGUCGGCUGGUUUGCUUAAUCCCUUGA